UUGAAAUUUUAUUAUAUUUAGAUAUAUAUUUAAAUGUUACCAUCUUUAUUAUGAAGUAAGCAAUAUAUUUAAGGGGUUCUCAUAUAACAAUUCAGUUAUUCUUAAAAUUUAGAACCCCUGAUAUGUCAUAAACAACGAAGAUGGCUUACAGUCAACAUUUUGUUAAUUGUAUAUGUAGAUAUGAUAUAUGUUACUAUUUACGAAAUUUUUAAUUCUGCUCAAUAAAAAAUUAAAAUCUGAUUAAAAUUAUGGCUCAAGCGAAACUUAAUUCGCAAGAAGAAACAAGUAGCACGCUAAAUGAUAAAGAGAAAGAAACUGAUGAAAAAGAAGGCUCAACAACAGUAUUAGAAUGUGCAGUUUGUCUUCAACCAUGUAUAUAUCCUGCAAGAUUACCUUGCAAUCAUAUAUAUUGUUAUCUAUGCGUCAAAGGUGUUGCAAAUCAAAGUAAAAGAUGCCCUAUGUGCCGUCAAGAAAUUCCUCCUGACUUUCUUAAUAGACCACAACUAGUGGAAGUAGAUGAAACACAAAAGGAAUCAGAACAUUUUGAAGAAGAGUAUCAAUGGUUUUAUGAAGGCAGAAAUGGUUGGUGGAAAUAUGAUUCAAGGACCAGCCGGGAUUUGGAGGAUAUUUACAACCUAGGUUGGUGGCAAUAUGAUCAACGUACAAGUCAUGAAUUAGAAACUGCAUAUAAACAAGGCAAACGGAAUUGUGAAUUAUUAAUCGCAGGAUUUCUUUAUAUUGCUGAUUUUGGUUCAAUGCUUCAGUUACGUAGAAAUGAUCCCUCUAGGCGAAGAAAGAUUAAGCGUGAUUUAUAUAACGUACCGAAAAAAGGAGUUGCAGGUUUAAGAUUAAAUAAUCAAGAUGAAGAAAUUACUAGAGAAGUAAGAGGAGCAGAAAGACCAGCUAGUCCUGCAAGUGAUGAUAUGGGUAUAAUAAUUAGCACCGGAGAUGGUACAAAUACUCCAGUACCUCCAAGUAAUACACCACAAACACCAGCUGGUGGAACAGCAAGUGGUGAUGCUACACCCCUAAAUGACAGAAUGGAACAAAGAGACUCUUUACAUCAGGUAUUAGAACAAAUGCGUUCCUUAGUUCUGAGAGAACAUUUAUCUUCAGAUACAGAUGAUGAAUUAGAGGAAGAUGAAGAAAGUGAAUCACCUUCCACUCAUCCUACAUUAUAAUGACUACAAACAUCUAAUAAUUCCUAUACAUCAAAUGAAGAUCAUUUUCAAAAAAUUUAAUUUAUUGAAAUAAAUGUGGCAUUCUAUUAAGUAAAAAAUAUAGUAUAAUAAAUUUGUGUACAUGUUCAAAGAUACAAAACAUUUAUAUGUACUGUAAUGUACUGAUAUGCAAUCUGUACAUUACUCUGUGAUUUUAUUAAAAACAAAACAAUUAAGUACAAUUAAGUCUUUCACAAUUAAAUGAUUAUUAUUAUUUCAGUAA
This is a messenger RNA of Apis mellifera (honey bee), 1443 nucleotides long. It is a transcript of the gene Rnf146, whose product is annotated as E3 ubiquitin-protein ligase RNF146. The transcript is spliced from 5 exons. Gene Ontology annotation, biological process: Wnt signaling pathway; ubiquitin-dependent protein catabolic process. Lineage: Eukaryota; Metazoa; Arthropoda; Insecta; Hymenoptera; Apidae. Gene Ontology annotation, molecular function: ubiquitin protein ligase activity; zinc ion binding; poly-ADP-D-ribose binding. Bases 249 to 1181 code for a protein of 310 amino acids. The record is from RefSeq and is a predicted model, not a curated record. Gene Ontology annotation, cellular component: nucleus; cytoplasm.